Molecule: messenger RNA, 8310 nt
Organism: Acanthopagrus latus (yellowfin seabream)
Lineage: Eukaryota; Metazoa; Chordata; Actinopteri; Spariformes; Sparidae
Gene: rusc2
Product: RUN and SH3 domain containing 2
Exons: 13
Coding region: 422-5485 (1687 amino acids)
Cellular component (GO): cytoplasmic vesicle
Molecular function (GO): protein binding
Source: RefSeq, a predicted model, not a curated record
CACCCAGGGUUAGAUAAUCCAGUCUGGGACCAAGCUGUGACCUCAGGCUGACGUGCCGCUCCGGCCCAGCCCAUCCGGCGAUGCACCGCCGCUGUCUGCCCUGCAGUCCCUCUCUCGCUCACAGAGACAACAAGGACUAGCAGCAGCAGCAGCAGCAGCAGCGCAGCACUCCGGGUUCCCUACAGCUGCUUAUGCUUUGUACCGAAAACAGACCUGCUGCCGACCUACUGCGGCAAGAUGUACCACUCUGACCAUGGUGUUGACUUCCCCGACCUCUCCUUCCAAAUCCCCGGCAGCCCUGCAGAGCUAGGCCCUGCAAAUAGAGUGUGAACACAACCCUCAACACAACACACAUCUACCUUCCCCUCCACCCACACAGGGCUUUCUUCUGCUCCAGUCCUACCCUCUUUCCUUCUGGAACAUGGACAGCCCUCCCAAGCUGUCAGGGGAAACUCUGAUCGUGCAUCAUAUCCCCCUGGUGCACUGCCAGGUGUCAGGUGGGCGGCAGGGUGGCUGUGGAGGCUCUCUGAAGAAGAGCAACCCAUUUAGCCCACCAGAGAACCUGGGCUUGAGCCGCACCACUUCCCUUCCCGAGAGAGAUGUCCUUCAGAGAGAAGCCCUACUCUAUAGCAGCCUGAUCCAGAACUCCGGUGGCUCCUGGUCCUCCAACAAUGGAGGAAAAGAGAGGAAGGGGGGCGGGAGAGGAGGCAGCACAGCAAGUGAUGAUUCAUCAUUUACCUCAAGCAAUUCAGAGGACCAGCUGAUUACAGCUCACACGUUACCCAGAACGAAACAGAGGAACAGGAAUCCAUUGCGUCAUAAUCCAUUCCUGCUGAAUACUGAAGAUGACGAGGAGGAGGAAGAAGAUGAUGGGGACAACCUCAGUGGUUACCUUGAAGACUCUUCUUUUCACCUCCACAGUGACACUAACUCUGGCCUCGAUGAUGGGAUGACUUCUUUCCACCUACACGACCUUGGCUUUGCUUCUGAGCCCUUUCUUUUGCACAGCUCGGUGGGUGGAAGGAGUCGUGAGUCCUUGAGGGGUCUAGCCUCAGAUCUGUCCAGCCACCUGGAGGACCUGGACAUUCUAGGACUGGAGAGCCAGCGGCGCCAUGGCAGCAGCGGUUCCAACAUGUCUAUGGAUUGUGGAGAGCACGACUGGGGCGAUGAUGACGAAGAAGAUGAAGACCAUCCUAUGAGGUGUGGGCGAAGCAGCAAGACAGGUUCAUACUCCUCCAGCUCCUCCACACAUCACUGUUCCUGCUGUGUACUCUCCCAGAACUACCCUCAGCACUUCCCUGAAGCCUUCUCUGAGCCUUUCUCAGAGUGCCAGCAAGGCUACGGAAGUGACUCCUCUUGCAACAGCUCGGAUGGUGUCCUUGUAAACUUCAGCGCCAUUUACAACAAGAUGAACAACGGCGGCCCGGAGAAGCCACCAGUCUCUGGGCACACCAAUCUCAACAGCUCCACUGACCACUCCUGCACCUCGUCUGUUUCUGAUCCAUCAGGAAACAGACGAGACUCAACCAAAGGGGCUUUCUAUUUGGACCUUCACACCUCCCCAACUGAACCUCCCUCAUUACAGCAACAGCCGUCCUGCCUAGGCAGUACCUUCCCACUCAUCCGUGAACCGAACCUUUCAACGUCCUCCACAUGCUCCUGCGCCUUGGAGCACCAGGGGGCUCUUGACCUCGAUGCCAAUUGCAACUCCUACCACCCUCCACAUUCCGGGUCGUCGGGAGACCUUUCAUCCUGUCUGCAGAGUCAGGCUCGGCUGGUCGUCGCCACUCAGAACUACUACAAGCUGGUCACCUGUGACCUCUCGUCCCAGUCGUCCCCGAGUCCCGCAGGCUCCUCAGUCAACAGCUGCUCCGAUGAGCACAGCAAAGGCAGCCCCACCCCGACCCAGCCCAGUGAGUACUACCUGUUCAGGCAGCGAGCUGAUGAGGGAGGUGUGGAGGAGGAAGACGAAGGUGGCGAGUCAUCAAGGCGAGAUGAUGAUGAUGAUGAAGAUGAAGAUGAGGAGGAGGAGGAGGAGGAGGAGGAGGAGGAGAAAAAGAAGAGUCAGCAAACAGCUGGUGGGGCUGAAGCUGCUCCUGAUGUUAUUGAAGGCCAGGUGUACGUUAACAUCUCCCCUCCUGUAGUUGGCCGGGCUGUUAUCGGAGGUGGAGCCUCUGCAGGAAGCCGUCCCCGAUCUCGCAGCUACGACCGCAACCUGGACAAGUCUCCGUCUCCCCGCCUUGGAUCUCUGGAGCGUAUGUUGAGCUGCCCCGUCCGGCUCAGCGACGGCGCCGCCCCGACCCCACCUCCUCCUCCACGAGUCACCUCCUUUGCAGAGAUUGCAAGAAGCAAGCGGAGAAACGGAGGGUCGCCAUCAAUGAAAGCAGCUGCAGACCCUUUCUCCUCCACUUACUCUACCCACUCCCACUCCUCGGUGGAUUUCUCUCCGAUCCUGGAGCAGCGUGUGGAGGUUGAGAGUCACAGCCUGUCACCUGUACCCUUCACCAGAUGUUACAGUCAAGGCAGCAUUGAGCGACACCUGGAGGGGGCCAGGGAGACAAGAGCCAAGGCUGAAGGUGGUCUCUCUAGUUCCUCAGACAGCCGCCCAGCAGUGGUCCGCUACAGGAAGGACCAGCGUCCCACCACCCUCCCUAUCCAGCCCUUCACCUUCCACCACCAGUUUGCUUCCAAACCCCCACAGCCCAAGCCUCUGCUUCCCCUGAUCACAGGCUACGUCUCUGGGAUGCAGGCGCGCUCCAGCUCUGGCUCUGGCUCUGACUCUGGAGGUCCGGUGGGUGAAGACAAUGAAGAUGCAGCUGAGAAUGUGCACAGGUACCAGGGGACUCUGGCUGUAGCAGCGCCUCCUCCUGGAUCAGUACGACCUUCACCUCUUGGUAGCUACUCCCCAGUUCGGGUUCAGGGUGCUCCCAGCUCUGGGACCUGCUCCACCUGCACACCGAGCCCUCAGCCAACACACAGCCUCUCCUGCCCGCUUUCAGCAGGCCUCGGCCACCUGCACACCCCACCAACAGGAAAGCAGGGAGGGGGCUCUGUGCAGCUGCCAUCUACCCCUCCACCUCCAUCCCUGGGGGUGAAGAGAGGGACAGUGCCACCAACGCUGCCAGCAGUGCAAGGACACUGUUUCCAUGGGGGAGCUCUGGCCAGUUUACCAGCACUGAACAGUGACACACUGAGCCCGCUGGGCUGUCUGGACUCUGGGAAUCACGUGGAGGGAAGCAAAGGACCCGGAGCAAGGACACACAAUGCACACCACCUCUCUCCCCAGGCUCUCAAAUGGAGGGAGUACCGUCGCCGAAACCCUCUGGGAGUGGAGAGGGUCUCAGGGGGUCACACGGGUAGCCUGGAACCCCGAAGGGGCGGAGGGCCGCGGCUUGCCAGACGAAAUGUGUUCGAUUUCCCGUCAGCCCUCUCUGGUCAUGCGCAGGGACGGCUCAAUGCAGUUGGCCAAUCAGCUAAGCUGCAGCAGAGCUACAGCGACUUCCUGCCGGACUACUUCUCCCUGACAGAGAAGCCUCCGGAAGAGUUCUGCCUCUCCCCUGAUGCUUCAACCUCCUCCUCCUCCUGCUCCUCCUCUCAGUCCCACAUCUCUGUGGACCUGACGCAGAAGAGAGGUUUGGUGAAAGCCGUGAACACAGCAGUGGAUCUGAUUGUGGCACACUUCGGCACCAGUCGAGACCCAGAUGUGAAGGCUAAACUGGGGAACAGCUGGGUGAGUCCCAACGUGGGUCACCUCAUCCUGAAGUACCUGUGCCCGGCCCUGCACGAGGUGCUGCAGGACGGUCUGAAGGCCUAUGUGCUGGACCUGAUCAUCGGACAGCGGCGCUGUCAGCCCUGGAGUCUGGUGGAGGCGUCCACACAACUGGGCCCGUCCACACGUGUUCUCCACAGCCUGUUCUCAAAAGUGAGCCAGUACUCAGAGCUCACAAGCCACAGCAUGAGACUCAACGCAUUUAUCUUCGGCUUGCUUAACCUAAAAUCUUUGGAAUUCUGGUUCAAUCACCUCUACACACACGAAGAUAUCAUAGCAGCACAUUACAACCCUUGGGGUUUCCUUCCCCUGUCGCAGGGGGCGUGUCAGCCGCUCUUUGAGGAACUCCUCCUCCUACUGCAGCCGCUGUCGCUUCUCCCCUUUGACCUGGACCUGCUGUUUGAACCACACCUCCUGCAGAAGGGCCAGGAGCACCUCCGUCGCAAGGAGCAGCUGUGCUCUGCGGGCCAGAGUGUCGACCACUCAACACGCUCCACCUUCCAGCUCAUGAGAGGAUGGAGCACCACUGUGAGUGAAAUGGUCAGAGAGUCGAGUGCAGAGGUGAAGAAAGAGAGGGCGGUGCUGAGACGAGAGGGAACAUGGCCCAGGAUGGAAGGGGUGGGCUCAAGAAGAGAGGGAGGGAAUUCAAGGUUGAGGAAGGACGGGGCAACAUCUGAGAGCAUGAACGCCGGGCCUGCUUGCAGACAGACAAUGAUGGAAGUAGGGUUUGCAAAUGUCUUGAAGGAUAGGGGGAUGGGCGGGCAGAGGGUGAAAGGCGUAGGACAGGAGAGCCAAGGCGAAGAUGAGGGACGGGAGAAGGACAUGAGGAAGGAAAAAGACAAGGACAUGUCUGACGAGGGGCGUCAGCGGCAAGACAGACAGGCGGGCUGGUGGUACCAACUCAUGCAGUCCUCACAGGUUUACAUCGACCAAUCCACUGAGGGGUCAAAGUUCAUUAAGACUGAGAAGAGGAAGAAGUCAUCAGAGAGACGACACUGCCAGCUACCGCCCACCAGAGAGGGAGUGGUGGAGGGGGCAGAGUCGAGCCAAGAAGGGGAGGGGUAUCGAAGUAGGAAUAGCAGCAGCAGCUCUAGUGGUGACUCAGCUGGAUCCCGGGGAAGGGCUUCAUGGAUGGGCAGCCCGCCAGAGUCUGUCGUCAACCAGGAGAAAGAGACCAAACCUCUGAAAGUUACAGGGUCUGGGGCCCAGGCUGCAGCCCAAGAGGAAAGCCCCUCUCAGGGACAGGCUCUGCGCUGGGGAAGGCUCUUUGGAUCCAGUGUGGGUUCUCCUUUGAGGGGGGAGGGAGCUGAACAGAGGGCGAAAGGUCCCACGACCCGGCCACCAUCAGGCUGGCUGUCUCUCGAUCGGUCUGUCCUUGACCUUGUUGCGCAGACUAUUGGAGCAGGAAGUGGGAAGAAGGCAGAGUCUCCAACCCCAGCCACUCACACCCAAAGCACACCUGCACCAAGGCCAACCCAACCAACUGAAGCCAAACUACAGUCUCAGUGCGAAGUCCGAGCAUUGUGCCACCACAUAGCCACAGAGCCCGGCCAGCUGAGCUUCAACAAGGGCGAUAUCCUGCGUGUCCUGACUAAGGCCGAUCCGGACUGGCUGCUCUGCUCCCUGGGCUCCACGCAGGGCUUGGUUCCCAUCAUCUACGUCACCCUCAAAGGCAUGGAGGAGAGCCACGACGCUGCCGGACUCGGGCAAUGCUGAGCGAAAGCUACCCUGAGAGAAAUGAAAGCAAGAUCAAGACAAACCUCGUUGGAGGCCACAUACUGACAAAAACCUGUUUGAAAUAACUGAACAUCAGGAAUGAUUCCUGAAAAAACAUUGUAGAAAAAGAUUCUGAAGAUGAUGUACAGACACAUGCAAGGGAAGCAUGCAGGCUCGAACACAAGCUCACAUCCACUUCAAGGGUACAUCCAGACAAGUAUGCAUGCAUACAUCCAAAAAACCAAAAGACCAGACAUGAAACAAACCAAAAGACACUCCAGCACACGCUUCUCUCUCUCUGCGUGAAGUUCCGCUACUAGCUUAACUAUGUGACUGUCCAGUCUAUAUAUAUCAUCCAUCUCAACUUACAGAGGGGCUGCUCACAGACGGGACAAUUCACAAUAUAAUGUAUACCAUGCCUAGCUGCACUUUGCUGUAUUGUCUACACAUUCACCUAGCUGUGCCACAGUUUGAACACAGUGCUCAGUUAUUGCCCUCAGUCAAACACUGGGGUCAGUUUGAUGUCCUGUCGCUUAAUUGGUGCAGACUUAUCCUUUAAAUUCACGUGAAAAAAUAAAUAAACAUUGAAUCUUUCUUCGUAAAAUUUAAGGUGGUUGAUGUAAAAGCAAAAAUUGUGAACUUCUUAGUCGGUGUCUGCUACAGUUGUAGAGGUGUGAUUGGGCAUGUUGUUAAAAGAAGAGCAGAAAACCACACGAGUUUGUUGAAGUAGGUGUCCAACUCAAGUGAAGAGAAUGCCCAUCUGUACUAUUUGAUCACCUCUUUAUAUGGAGAGUGAAAUUGCUCUUUUUUUCCCUUCUUCAUUCCCUCAUAAGACCCACCGCAGCUGGGAUGAAUCAGUGGUUGACAUUGUUUAAGUGCAUGUAACUUUGCCAAAAUGUUGACUUUUCCCCCCUCAGUCCCACCUUAAUCUCUUGAGGACACACUCAAGUGAGUGGCCACAGCCUGCGCUGUACAUAUGCAUUUUGAUCUAUUGGUACAUACUGUAAAUGCUUAUAUGACUUACACAUGUGGUGAGUUCUAUUUAUUUAUCAACCAGUCCAGUUAGCUGAGGGAAGCACCUAAGUGGACGGUUAACAGAGAAACAGGGAAGGAUGUCUAAUGAAAGCAAAGCAUGGCUGUGGAGGCCUUGUUGAAUGUGUCGGGGGUCGAGGCUGAACAAAGAAAUCAUCGCUAAUUAGUUGAAUGUGCGUUCAGAGAAGGGGUUAAUGAUCUUAUCUAUGCCUUAAAGCGCUUGAGGAAAAAAAGGGAGAAUGGCCCUGUUGGACACUUCAAGGCUUGUGACAUUAUAUUUUCUAUAUGCUAUGAUGUGUCCAACCAUUUUCAACAGAUUUGUGUCUCCAGAGAUUCUUGUUGACUUUGAAGAGUAUUGUGAAGAAACAGAGAUCAUAUAGAGGUGAUAUUUUUUGAUGCUUAAAGGGAAACCCCGACAUAUUUUGUGAUGGCGGCUCUGUGGCAGUAGUACGUACUGUACAUGCUGCCUGUCAAGCUCAGUUGUAAAAUGUUGCCUUAGGUUCCAAACGAGUUGACAAAUAACAAAAUUUACGGCUAUACACAGUAAACCUGCAUAGAGUGCAUACAGAUGCCCAAUCCAAAUAUUAAAUAGUACACACUAUGAAAUGGUUAAAAUCAAUGUACAUUUAUUAAAUAAAUAAAUGCUUGUGUAGUUUUUGAAAAACUUACAUAGGAUAUAAUUUUACCAUUAAAAUCCUCUUUUUGUUGCAUUACUGUACAGUUUAUAGAGUCAUUUAAUUUCAGAAAAAAAACAAACAAUUUAAUACUUAAUUUUCAUUGAACUGUAAAUAUAUUUAAAUCUUUCAAUGAGUUAUAUGUAUGGAUGUGUACUGAUUUAUUAAUGCAUUUUAUGUUAAAUACGGGAAGCAGGUAUAAGCUUUAGUUUCAGCGCUAACACACGUGGUGAGUGUCGGGCCGUGGUCGGCGAGGCAGGGGUCGCUUUCAGUCCUCCAGGCAGUUUGCUGUUCAUUGACAUCCUGUUCACAUGGGACAGAUGGAAACAAACACAUAGUAGUGAUACAGCCAGAGCAACACGGAGGCUCAGGGGUAAGAGGCGAAGACAGAUUUCAAUUUUGGUGACGUACGAGCUGAGGUGUCGUGGUUUAAAAAUGCUACACGUGAAGGAGAUGACAUAAAGGAGAGAAAGAAAGAAAGGGAGAAGCCGCCCUCCGUCUGUCUUUCUUUCUCUCUCAUCUGUUUUUUAAUCUGCUCUCUCUCUCUCCCCGGGCUGCCUCCUCCUGCCUGUAAAUACCUUCAGCAUCAGUGACACUGCUCUUCUCUCUGUGUCCAGGCUAUGUGACGUAUACGUAUGACAUUAUCAAACUACUAUGGAUGUGAAAUAACAAAGUGCUCAUGUGAUCACAAACUCCAAUGGCUCCUGUGUCUUUUGUCCUUAACACAGUGUUCUGUUGAAGUGUCUCUCUGCCCAAAACCUUCCGGUGAUGAAACACUUUGCCUGCGUAGAAAUGAAAGUGACUUUCAGAGGUUUUUAAAUGUUGGUUUCCAGAAUGUCUGCAGAAAGGUGUCAAAGUAAUUCUAACUUUUCCCUAAAUAUGGCUCACAACAGUGCUUGUGUUGGUCAGACUUGCUUUUAUCUAGGUCACUACUCAGUUCCUUUACUGAGAGUCGGUUAGCUACUGAUCUUUAGUUGCAUUGUUUGUCCCUCGAUUUCUUUUCGAAAAGGCUUCCAUGUGCAGUGUAAUGGCAGUCUCAUCCUCAAUAUGGGUCGGACGGCCCCCGUUUGUAUCUUGUGAUUUUAAAACAUGACAAUAAAUGUACCAUGUACCAUGAUA